AUGCGUUCAACAACUUCAAGCGCCUAUGGCGGCCGAACCUUGGACACUCUACCUACUGAGGUCAAGAAUAAAAUCUUCUCCCACUUCCUCUUGGGCAAGAACGUCAGAUACUCCACCAAGGGCAAACAACCUGGCCACAGAUACAAGUUCGACAUUUCCAUCAUGCGUGUCAAUAAGAAACUCAACCAAGACGCGUCCAUGUAUCUCCGAAGCCACAACGAAUUCAUCCUCAUUCAUGCCAAAUGGUUUGCCUUUGAGAUCGACCAAGGCAGAUUCCUCCCUUACGUCGCUGUCGGAAAUGCGGCCAAGACGUUCAAAUCUCCCACCGUGGAAGCCACGAUCAAGCAUCAGAGUACCAAUUGUGGGUGCACUCCUGGCUCAGACUGUUCUGUCAGGCACCAGACAAAACCGGAGAAGGUCACCCGUGCUCUGUUGAUGGCCGAAGAUCUGAACAUCUUCAUCAGACAUCUCAAACUGGCCUACCAUAUCUGGCCAACCCUUCCUAUCUACAUCCACUCAGCGCCUGGCGACAGUCUUGUCGAAUGGUCAGCCAGUCCAGCCCAGACACACAUCGACUUUGUUUGGAAGAUCCACGAGCCCUUCCGUCAGGACCUGACUCAGGCCGAGCUCCGCAAGCGUCAGAUCAGACUGCUGGAUCCCGUCUCCAAGCUUGUCAAUCAUGGACAGAAGGUCAAGAUACUUGGUGCCGAACAUGAUCUUGUCUCCAGCACAGUCAGAACCAUGACGGCACGCCUGAUCUCGCUCGAUGUCGUAGGCUGGGAUCUUUACGACCUCAUCAAGGCCGAGAAGCAGUACUUGGAUCAGCUGCCCAACCAUCAAACAAUGAAGCAACGUGGACUGAGCGACGCCUACCAGUAUAUCGGUUUCCUUGGAUGGCUCUUUCCUGACAACAACGAAUCAAUCUCGACAGCCUUCGUCUUCAAGGCCGACUCUCUCGGCUUCGACACAGAGGGUGUUCCCUUGGCGUACUGGUCUAUGGAAAAUGGACAAAACGACCAAGACACCUCCUGUUGGCAAUACGGCAUACAGAUCCUCAGUCUUGAGUGCAUGCUUACUCUGGCAAAGAUGGCUUUGGACAUGAGGAUGCAUAACUCUUCCAAGUUCUUCAUCCACUUCUGCAGCAGCAUCUUGAACACCGGCUAUUUCGCUUUUCCCGCCGAGAUCCAGUCAGCCGUGUGCCAUUACGACUGCUUCCUCUCGCUUUGGCAAUCGGGCAAUCAGAAACGUCCCAGCGCAUACACUGAUGUCUUGCUUACUCUGGACAACAUCUUGUUGCAAGCCGGUUUUCAGGACGAGUAUGUCCGUCAGGACAGGGAUCGAGUUGCCCGUAUUGUUUCAAGGGAAGUCAAGAUCUCCAACAACGACGUACAAAACUUCCCUGGUCUCCAUCGCCGCCAGCGUAUCUGGAACACGAAGGUCAACCUCCACCGCCCUGAAGGUUCCAAUUCGAUGUCACUGUCGCCUUCUCUGUCUGCUAGCCUGGUCGACUCCAUCACCCGUAUCGCCGACAAACGCAUUACCGGUCAGGAAGAUUCGGAAGAGGAUGAGAGUGAAGAUGAGGCCGAGCACAGCGAUGAUGGUGAUUCGGAUGACCUUGACGGCAGUGACGAGGAUGGUUCGGACGAGGUCGAGGACAGCGACGAGAAUGACCACGUUUCUGUUGGCGUCUUCAAUCCUCGUCAUUCCCGCGGGGAGACCACCCUCCGACUUCGCACUGAGACAAGAUCAGAUGGAACGGGAACCAACAUCGUGCUUGUUGCAAACAGGCGUUGA
Aureobasidium pullulans EXF-150 is the source of this 1794-nucleotide messenger RNA. RefSeq lists its product as uncharacterized. The coding region runs from base 1 to 1794 and encodes 597 amino acids. The record is from RefSeq and is a predicted model, not a curated record. NCBI's taxonomy places the organism in Eukaryota, Fungi, Ascomycota, Dothideomycetes, Dothideales, Saccotheciaceae. The transcript has 2 exons.